AUGGACACUUCCACCGCAUCGCCCAGACCAGGGGAUCUCGUCACCAAAUGGGGCUACUCGUUCACCUGGACAGACCAACACCUGCCGCGAGCAGAGACCGAACCCCUCCGCCAACAGUACGACACGCUAGGCGCUGCGGCUCUCGAACGACUGCAAGCCAUCCGGGCGUCCCUCCUGGAAGCCGCCAAAGCCAAUGGCACCAACCCACCACCCACCGACCUCUAUGCCCUCCUGCAAGCCCAUCACACGCACGAUGACGUCCUGGCCCGGUUCUGGGCCGAGACGCACACCGUCCCUGAAUGGGUCGACUGGGCACAGCUCGCCCGCGGCCAGCGCGUCUUCUACCGCUACGCCAUCGCCAACAUCGUCGGCUUCGCCCUGCAGGGCUUUGUCGCCGAGAACUCCGUACACCCCCUCCCCCUCUCCCUGCCUCCCCUCUCUCUUUCACACCCGCUGACAGCAAAGCUCCAGGCCGCACCAGGCGUGGUGGAAGUCCUCGUCCGCACCGGCGGCUUCUCCACCCGCACCCUGCUCAACCGCCUCCUCGAGACCUUCCAGUGGCUCAUCCAGAUCACGCACUCGCUGGAGGCGCUGCAGCCCGGCGGCGAGGGCCACACCGCAACAGUGCGCGUGCGUCUUCUCCACGCCUCCGUCCGCCAGCGUCUGCUCCUCCUCGCCGCCCGCAAACCGGGCUACUUCGACACGGCCCGCUACGGCGUCCCUGUCAACACGCUCGACAGCAUCCACUCCAUCAGCACCUUCUGCUGCAACCCGAUGUGGCUGCAGCUGCCGCGGUUCGGGGUGGCGCCUGCGGCGGCCGACGUUGCGGACUACAUCGCGCUGUUCCGGUACGUGGCGCUCCUGCUGGGCACGCCGGAGGGAUAUUUUAAGAGCGUGGAGAGCGCGCGCCGCACGAUGGAGAGUAUGCUGGCGCAUGAGCUGCGCACGACGGAGACGAGCCGCGUCGUGGCGUUUAAUUUUGUCGAGUGUGUGGGGAAUUUUCCGAUGCCGAUGUAUGUGUCCAAGAGGUUUGUCGAGGCGGGCAGUCGCUGGAUUAACGGGCAUGAGUUGUGUGAUGAGUUGGAGAUGGGGAGGCCCGGUUUGCUGCACUAUCUGGUGUUUGCGGGGCAUUGUGUCUUGGUUGCGGUGUUGGCGUGGGUGCAGUGGGUGGUGCCCGGGUUGGAUGCGCUGGUUGUGAGGUUCUUUAGGGAGGUCAUGUACCGUGGCGUGGUGCUGCGGAAACGCAGUCGGUUCACCUUCAAGUAUGUCCCCCGGGAGGGGAAGAGCACCGGCAAAGAGAAGCAUCUUGAUGGUAAGGGUGAUAUUGAGUCUGGAGUAUGCUGGGGGAAUGUUCUCGGAUUGCCUGAUAUGGGCCUGUUCGAGAUGUUCUUCCUCCUGGUUCUGGUUGCUGCCGUCGGCAUGGCGACGGCGGUGGUGGUCGGUGCGCUGUCACACAUAGAUAACUAA
Messenger RNA from Aspergillus terreus NIH2624, 1467 nucleotides. RefSeq names its product oxygenase MpaB family protein. The coding region runs from base 1 to 1467 and encodes 488 amino acids. NCBI's taxonomy places the organism in Eukaryota, Fungi, Ascomycota, Eurotiomycetes, Eurotiales, Aspergillaceae. The transcript is spliced from 3 exons. The record is from RefSeq and is a predicted model, not a curated record. Gene Ontology annotation, molecular function: oxidoreductase activity.